Molecule: messenger RNA, 1151 nt
Organism: Telopea speciosissima
Lineage: Eukaryota; Viridiplantae; Streptophyta; Magnoliopsida; Proteales; Proteaceae
Product: NADPH-dependent pterin aldehyde reductase
Exons: 5
Coding region: 50-808 (252 amino acids)
Biological process (GO): folic acid-containing compound metabolic process
Cellular component (GO): cytosol
Molecular function (GO): oxidoreductase activity, acting on the CH-OH group of donors, NAD or NADP as acceptor
Source: RefSeq, a predicted model, not a curated record
CAGGAACAAAAACGAAACAAGGAGAGAAAGAAAGCGAAAUCAGAACAGAAUGGCAUCAACAGCAGUAGCCAUGGGGAUUAGGAACAGAAUCCCCAAAACCAUACUGAUAACGGGCGUGAGCAGAGGGCUUGGCAGAGCCCUCGCAGUGGAGAUGGCCAAUAAAGGCCACACCGUUAUUGGAUGCUCAAGAGCGCAAGAUAAGCUCAACUCCCUCUUAGAAGAUCUCUCCUCUUCACAGCCACAGGACAACAACAAGAACAACCCAUCUUCCUCUAAGCAUCUCCUCAUGAAAGUCGAUGUGAAGUCAGAUAGCAGCGUGCAGGAGUUGGCGCGUGCCGUGAUGGAAGCAAAUGUUGUUCCAGAUAUUAUAGUUAACAAUGCAGGAACUAUUAAUAGAAACAAUAAGUUAUGGGAAGUGCCAGUGGAAGAGUUUGAUACUGUAAUUGAUACUAAUAUAAAGGGGAUAGCAAAUAUUCUCCGUCACUUCCUGCCCCUUAUGGUUGGACACAAGCAAGGGAUUAUUGUCAACAUGUCAUCUGGUUGGGGAAGAUCUGCAGCUGCACAGGUUGCACCAUACUGUGCUUCAAAAUGGGCUGUUGAAGGUCUAACUCGGUCAGUAGCAAAGGAGUUGCCCGUUGGAAUGGCAAUUGUUUCUCUUAGUCCGGGUGUCGUAAACACUGACAUGCUUGCAUCAUGCUUUGGCAUGUCAGCCUCCCUAUACGAGACACCAGAACAUUGGGCUCCAAAGGCAGCUACUUUGAUACUCAACCUUACAGCGGUAGACAAUGGAGCAUCUCUUACGGUAUAAGAUACCAGAUGAGCUCACCAACAACUUACCUAACCUUGAUGCAGAUGUAUUGAGCUGGUGCUUCAUGUAAUUCUCAUGUAUGUAGUGGUUAGGAAAAAUAAAUUAGACUGAGAAGCCUUCAAAUAUGUAGGAGCUGGAUUUUUUUUUUCUUUCCCAACAAUGUUUGGGUCAAGUGGCAGUAAGCAGCAACUAUAGGUAACCUCAAAAUGUUAGUGUUCAUCUCUCACUGUGAUUGAAUUGACAAAUUAAAAUCCGUCAUAUCUCUGCAUAUAUUUAGCCAUCUGUAAAUAUAUUGAUAAACAUGAGCUCAAUCAAAAAAAUAUAUCAUUCAAAAGCAUCCAGU